GGAGUGGGGAGAGCGAAAGCAAGGAACGAGGAGGAGGAGAGAUCUGAGGCGAGGGGAGGGGAGGGGGCAGGGCGAGCCCGAGCAUGCCAGAGCGAGCGAAUUGAGGCGGAGUCGCCCUCAGGGAAGUUGUGAGCUGAAUCAAAAGUGGUGUGCCAGCCGCAGCAGCAGCGCUAGCACUGCUAGUACUCCUCCCCGCACCACCAGGUGUCACCAGAGGGUGGUGGUAAGGUGUAAAUCAGCAACAAGCAUGGGAAAUACCUCGACUUUUAUUGAUGUCCUUCUAGCUCUCAUCCUGCCCCCUCUUGGAGUCUUUCUCAAGUUCGGAUGUCAGGUGGAGUUCUGGAUCUGUCUCCUCCUGACCAUUUGCGGUUAUCUCCCCGGAAUGAUCUAUGCCAUCUACGUGCUUGUGGAAUAGGAAGGCCAGGUCCGAUGGCAUCCGUCCUGUCGGGGGAACUCCUAAAAAUGUAGAAACUUUGUGUAUACAUCUGACGAGCCCUUCCACACAGUAAGCAAGCUAGCGAGAGCGGCUGAGCGUGAGCGAGAGGCGACGUAUAUGAAGAUAUCAAACUGAGCAAUUCAAUUUUAUGUACAGGCCCAGCGAAGUCAGUUCCACCUUCUCCUUCGAGAUCUCGCCCGUCUCUUCUAGCCUACUUCUCGUUUCUUCAACUAGACGACGAAACCGGGGCCUCUAUAGCUUCAAAACUGAGACUGGGCGUAAAUAUUUGAGUGUUUAUUCCGAGCGGGGGAGCGAGCGAGCAAUUCAGCGCCGGAUUGGGGGAAGACGAUUAUACACGAGUCAAAACGAUCGGUGCCGUCGUGCCAGUGAAAAAAUUCGAGCUGGCACAGGGAUGCACAUCGGUUUUCGGUGGUAGGCGACCGCGGAAUUAUUCUCGUCGGCGAGCCCAAGCUCUAUGAACGACACCCGUGCAGAACUUUCUGCACGAGUGGCGGCAUUUUUUCUUCGAUUUUCUUAUUCUCGAACAGAAAAAAGUUUUCGGUCGCAUGCACCGCUCCGAACCUGCCCCUUUCCUCCGAUCAAUUCGGGUUUCCAGAGGCACCGCAUUGCUAUCCCAAAAUAAGAUUUUCCUCCCUCACCUGCGAUCUUGUACCGCAAGUCCCACCGCUCAAGACCUUCCGUUUUUGGGUUCGAAUUUUUUUCUCCAGCUAUCGGCUCACGGAUAAAUUCGCGUCUCGCUCUCGGGGUCAAUAUCAUUGACCUCGUACUCUGAGGCCGUGGAGCAGCGCUGAGGGUUAUCUGAAGGUCGACGCCCGCCAUCAUCCAGUCGCACGUAGGCGAUUAGACUCUGGCCGUCGAGAAUUGAGUUGGUCGGGGAGUGACGUCGGUGGGAGGGACCUCGAGGAUUAAAGUACAGUAGCGGGUCGGGCCUGCCUGCCGGAUCGAGCAUGCCGCCGCCGAAGCAAAGACAUCGGUCCCAGGUCUCGUCAGAACUCGUUCAACAGAUUGUUCUUCCUCGGUCAGUUUAGCAGAGUGUUAGAUUAGGAAGAGCGCGGGUGAAGGCCGAGGGGAGAUAGAUGCCCGAUGACAUGGACGUCCUGGAUUUCUACCGCGGGGCGUCCACGGAUAUACAGGAAAUAUUGAUUCUGGCGAUGGCGAGGGAGGAGUACAGCUACUGGGAGUAUGACGUAAGAACGAGGAUCAUCACCGUCACAUGCUUGAACGACCUUAGACUGGCUCCCGAUUGCGAAGAACAGUGCCUUUGUAUACUUCUCGCUGUUCUGAGCGGGCUACCAAAGAAACUCGUAGUGGAAACUAGCUACACGAGGAAUUUCUCGUGCUUCGGCCAAAGGUUCGGCAGCAUAGAGGAGGAGACGACGGACCCUGUUGUGAAGAAUUGGAUUCGCAGGAAAAUGCCCACCGACUUCUGCGUGGAAUUUGUGUUCAACCCCUACGUGGUUCCCAUACCCAUGGACUUAGAGGAAGACGACGCCAGCACAAGUUAUAGAGGAGGAGCGCAGCAGCAGCAGCAGCAGCAACAGGAAACGUAGAACGCGUAGAUAUAUUCGUCCAUCUAGUCUACCUCUCCUCCUCUCGGCUGAUCUGAUUUUGUUUUGCUUUAGAUUUGAUUUGCCUCAUCGGUCCACUUCGAAAGAAGCAGUGGAUCACACUAUAGAGAGAGAAUUUGCUUGUGCUCACAAAAUCUCGAGGUUGGAUUCACAAAUCCUCCUGUUGCACAGCACGGAACCAGCAUUUCAAAGAAAAAGAUCGAGGAGGAUCUCGACUCGAUUUUUGAUC
Marchantia polymorpha subsp. ruderalis is the source of this 2254-nucleotide messenger RNA. The record is from the annotation of a GenBank genome assembly. Lineage: Eukaryota; Viridiplantae; Streptophyta; Marchantiopsida; Marchantiales; Marchantiaceae.